This is a messenger RNA of Pediculus humanus corporis (human body louse), 3030 nucleotides long. RefSeq names its product sodium/potassium-transporting ATPase alpha-1 chain, putative. Gene Ontology annotation, cellular component: membrane. Gene Ontology annotation, molecular function: ATP hydrolysis activity; ATP binding; P-type sodium:potassium-exchanging transporter activity. Bases 1 to 3030 code for a protein of 1009 amino acids. The transcript is spliced from 19 exons. Gene Ontology annotation, biological process: proton transmembrane transport; intracellular potassium ion homeostasis; intracellular sodium ion homeostasis. The record is from RefSeq and is a predicted model, not a curated record. NCBI's taxonomy places the organism in Eukaryota, Metazoa, Arthropoda, Insecta, Psocodea, Pediculidae.
AUGAUGAAUUAUCGAUUUCGACGGAAACCGCAAAAGAAAAAAGAAGGAAAUUUGGAUGAUCUCAAACAAGAGCUCGAUAUCGAUCAUCAUAAAAUUUCGGUUAAUGAAUUGUAUCAAAGAUUUCAUACGAGUGCUGAAACCGGUCUAACGCAUGCAAAGGCAAAGGAAAAUCUUGAAAGGGAUGGACCGAACGCUUUGACGCCACCCAAACAAACUCCAGAAUGGGUUAAAUUUUGCAAACAAUUAUUCGGUGGAUUUGCUCUUCUCCUAUGGAUCGGUUCGAUUCUUUGUUUCAUCGCAUAUGGUAUAUUAGCAACAACCGUCGAAGAACCAGCUGAUGACAAUUUAUACCUUGGAAUCGUAUUAGCCGCUGUCGUUAUCGUAACUGGCGUAUUUUCAUAUUAUCAAGAAAACAAAAGCUCAAGAAUUAUGGAAUCCUUUAAAAAUAUGGUUCCCCAGUUUGCCACGGUUAUUCGACAAGGUGAAAAACUUACCCUUCGAGCCGAAGAUAUUGUCGUUGGUGACGUGGUAGAAGUUAAAUUUGGAGAUAGGAUACCCGCGGAUAUAAGAAUUAUAGAAAGUCGAGGAUUUAAAGUUGACAAUUCGUCAUUGACUGGAGAAUCCGAACCGCAAAGCAGAAGUAUCGAAUACACUCAUGAAAAUCCAUUAGAAACAAAAAAUCUGGCAUUUUUCUCGACAAAUGCCGUUGAAGGUACUGCUAAAGGUGUCGUCAUCAGUUGCGGAGAUAAUACGGUUAUGGGUCGAAUUGCUGGAUUAGCAUCUGGAUUAGAUACUGGAGAAACUCCGAUCGCCAAAGAAAUCCAUCAUUUUAUCCAGCUCAUUACCGGCGUAGCAGUUUUUCUAGGUAUAACUUUCUUCUUAAUUGCUUUCAUCUUGGGUUAUCACUGGUUGGAUGCCGUCAUUUUCUUAAUAGGUAUUAUUGUGGCCAACGUACCAGAAGGUUUACUUGCUACCGUAACAGUAUGUUUGACUCUAACCGCCAAACGAAUGGCUUCCAAAAAUUGUCUCGUUAAAAAUUUAGAAGCUGUCGAAACUUUGGGGUCAACCUCUACCAUUUGUUCAGAUAAAACAGGUACCCUUACGCAAAAUCGAAUGACCGUCGCUCACAUGUGGUUCGACAAUCAAAUUAUCGAAGCGGAUACGACGGAAGAUCAAUCUGGUGUUCAAUAUGAUAGAACCAGUCCAGGAUUUAAAGCUUUGUCCAAGAUUGCCACUUUAUGCAAUCGAGCCGAAUUUAAAGGUGGUCAAGAAGGAAUUCCAAUUUUAAAAAGGGAAGUUAAUGGUGACGCUUCGGAAGCUGCUUUACUAAAAUGUAUGGAACUUGCUUUGGGUGACGUGAUGACAAUACGUAAAAAAAAUAAAAAGGUCUGCGAAAUUCCAUUCAAUUCAACUAACAAAUACCAAGUUUCAAUUCACGAAACUGAUAAUGCUGAUGACCCGAGAUAUCUUAUGGUGAUGAAAGGUGCUCCAGAAAGAAUUUUGGAUCGUUGCACUUCUAUAUUCAUUGCUGGAAAAGAAAGAGUUUUGGAUGAAGAAAUGAAAGAAGCUUUCAAUAAUGCUUACCUUGAACUCGGUGGUUUAGGCGAAAGAGUUUUAGGAUUCUGUGAUUUAAUGUUACCGUCUGAUAAAUUUCCUUUGGGAUUCAAAUUCGACAGCGACGAUCCUAAUUUCCCAAUAACCGGAUUGCGUUUUGUCGGUCUCAUGUCAAUGAUUGAUCCUCCCAGGGCUGCCGUGCCCGAUGCCGUAGCUAAAUGUCGAUCAGCUGGUAUUAAAGUAAUUAUGGUCACGGGAGAUCAUCCGAUCACAGCAAAAGCCAUUGCAAAAUCGGUCGGAAUCAUAUCCGAAGGAAACGAAACCAUCGAGGAUAUUGCUCAACGAUUAAACAUACCCGUAUCGGAAGUUAAUCCUAGGGAAGCCAAAGCGGCUGUCGUUCACGGUGGAGAAUUGAGAGAUCUCACAUCAGACCAAUUGGAUGAAAUACUGAGGUAUCACACAGAAAUCGUGUUCGCUAGAACUUCACCACAGCAAAAAUUGAUCAUCGUGGAAGGUUGUCAAAGGAUGGGUGCCAUCGUAGCCGUAACCGGUGACGGUGUAAACGAUUCGCCGGCUUUGAAAAAAGCAGAUAUUGGUGUUGCCAUGGGUAUCGCAGGUUCGGAUGUAUCAAAACAAGCAGCCGACAUGAUACUUUUAGAUGACAAUUUCGCAUCGAUCGUAACGGGAGUCGAAGAGGGACGUUUGAUUUUCGAUAAUUUAAAAAAAUCAAUCGCUUACACUCUGACAUCGAACAUUCCAGAAAUUUCACCUUUUCUUGCCUUCAUUAUGUUGGAUAUCCCUCUACCUUUGGGUACCGUCACUAUUCUUUGCAUUGAUUUGGGAACUGAUAUGGUUCCCGCCAUAUCUUUGGCAUAUGAGGAAGCGGAAGCGGAUAUCAUGAAACGUCCACCACGUAAUCCGUUCACUGAUAAACUCGUUAACGAAAGGUUGAUUUCCAUGGCCUACGGUCAAAUCGGAAUGAUACAGGCUGCCGCAGGUUUUUUUGUUUAUUUCGUAAUAAUGGCUGAAAAUGGUUUUCUACCGUUAAAAUUAUUCGGAAUACGAAAACAUUGGGAUUCGAAAGCUGUUAACGAUUUAACCGAUUCUUACGGACAGGAAUGGACUUAUCGCGAUAGGAAAACAUUGGAAUAUACUUGUCACACGGCUUUUUUCGUAUCCAUCGUUGUCGUUCAAUGGGCUGAUUUAAUCAUAUGUAAAACGAGGAGAAAUUCUAUCGUACACCAGGGAAUGAGGAAUUGGGCAUUGAAUUUCGGUUUGGUUUUCGAAACGAUUUUGGCUGCUUUCUUAUCAUACACUCCGGGAAUGGAAAAAGGAUUGAGAAUGUUUCCACUCAAGUUCGUCUGGUGGCUUCCAGCAAUUCCAUUUUCUCUUUCUAUUUUCUUAUACGACGAAGCUCGACGUUUUCUACUCCGUAGAAAUCCAGGCGGAUGGUUGGAACAAGAAACAUAUUAUUGA